AUUUGAAAACCUAUGUUAAAUGCAAUGGCAGCAUGGGUGAUCUGAAAGUGUAAUUAGUUUAUUUUAAAAUUAAGAAAUGCUCAUGUUUUCUGACAAUUUUCAACUAAUUAACUUUCUAUUCUUACUUCACGUAUACAUUUAUACCCUCCAGAAAAGCUUUCUUCUCUAUUACAAUCUGUAGACCUCUACAAUUUAGGCACAUUAGGAUUCUAAUGAUUGACUUCCAAAAAUACAAACAUCAAACGCCAUGGAACAAUCAGGGUUGGCCUAUCUCAACGGGGAAGCCACUGUGACAGUAUGCAAAGGGAGGUCGAUCUUAAUUCUACAUAACAAAAAAGUACAAAGGCCAGUCGGAGACCAAAGACAAUUUAACACCUCCCUCUGUCCGCGCGCCCCGGCGGCGCCUCAGCGGAUAGAGUGCGUCUCUCAUUAGUAACAAGAUGGGACGACCUGAAAGAUGCAGAGGUGAGGGAGGAGGGGGGUGGACAGCGACUACAAAAACAACUCAUCUUUCCUUUCAUAAACGAACUUGGCUUGGAAGAGAAACAGUGACGAGAGAGAAUUGCUAUUUUUUUAGUAGGGCCUGGUUUGGGAGUGUUUUGAGGACUAUGAGAAAUUAGUGAAAAUCAAUUACAGGAGUAUUUGGAUUGCGGAAGUGGAUCCUAACGACAAAAUGCUAGCAGAGGACAGGGAGUCACCAGUGUCUACUGUUGCUCAUGCUGACAGUGACCAAGGAGAGGAAGAAUGCCCUCGUAUUUCACUACUGAAUGGUAUCGACCAAAGUCGGCGGCACCGGACAGCUUUCACGAGGGAACAGCUGACUCGUCUUGAGCAAGAAUACUGCAAAGAAAGUUACGUGUCUCGACCCAGGCGAUGCGAACUGGCGGCAGCCCUUAACUUGCCCGAGACCACAAUAAAGGUCUGGUUCCAGAACCGGAGAAUGAAGGACAAGAGACAACGUCACAGUCUACACUGGCCAAAUCCACUGGACCCGAACCUGUGUGCCUUCAUGGUGGGUCAGACGGCUGCUGCUCUUCCCUACCCACUGCUGCCCCGCUUACCCAUUCAUCUAUACUCUCAUUUGGGCAUGGGUAGUCUCUCUGGGUUUUCAACCCCCUACAGCGCCACCACAAGGCCAGUGGAUACUUUGCACCUGCCUCCAUCGACCUACCCCUGGUUAGGUGGUCUUCCACAACCAGCUCUCUAUUCCCCCGUCCAGACAAUGCAUCAUCCAGUAGGAUGCCACUGUCCUCAAUGCCUGCAAUGGAGACCGGACCACCUGCUUAAACCUAGAGGGGGAGCUAGGACAGGCCUACAACCCCAAACCUUUGGCAGUGCUUCAGGAUGAUAGGACAGAAGCGUCUUUGCCAUAUUAAAAGCAAUAGGCUACGCAGAAAUGAAAUUUGUUUAUCGUUUACACUCCUGUGUCAUUCCAGACCUGAAUGACUAACUGACUUGUUCUCUCUGGGAUAAGAAAAAAUACAUUUUGAAGAUGGUUUUGCCCAUACACUGAAAGUUUAAAGCUGUUGUAUUUAUGCAUCUGUAAACUUAUUCAGAACUGGAAAAACAUCAGGAUUGAAGAGCUGUUUUGUUGUAAUCUUUUUGUAUUAUAGUUAAAAGUUUUGCUUACUUUUCUAAACAAAUAAGUUUGUUAAUUUUUCAUAAUGACUGUUUUGCACCUGAACACUGAUACAAACCCAUGUACAUAUGCUUUCCAAAAUAUAUAUGACAAUAUGGACUAUUAAAAUAUUUAUGGAAACAUUUUAUGUAAUGUA
This is a messenger RNA of Danio rerio (zebrafish), 1775 nucleotides long. The record is from RefSeq and is a predicted model, not a curated record. NCBI's taxonomy places the organism in Eukaryota, Metazoa, Chordata, Actinopteri, Cypriniformes, Danionidae.